Messenger RNA from Xenopus tropicalis (tropical clawed frog), 4183 nucleotides. It is a transcript of the gene smc1b, whose product is annotated as structural maintenance of chromosomes 1B. Bases 197 to 3925 code for a protein of 1242 amino acids. Lineage: Eukaryota; Metazoa; Chordata; Amphibia; Anura; Pipidae. Gene Ontology annotation, cellular component: chromosome; nucleus; cohesin complex. The transcript is spliced from 25 exons. Gene Ontology annotation, molecular function: ATP binding; ATP hydrolysis activity. Gene Ontology annotation, biological process: chromosome organization; sister chromatid cohesion. The record is from RefSeq and is a predicted model, not a curated record.
AGCGGGGUGCGUUACGGUGUAGGGGGCGUGGUCUAGCGGCGCCGCUAUACGGUGUAUAUAUAGGGGGGGCUUUUUAUAUAGCCUGUUGGGUAGAAAGGAGUGGCUACCGGACGGCUGGGAGGGGCCUCGUACCUACCUUACUAGGCCUGAGGGAGGAGCUAGUGAUUGAGUGAUAUUGGGGGUCUCAGGGGGCAACAUGGGGUUCAUGAAGCAGCUGAUUAUUGAGAAUUUUAAGUCCUGGGGGGGCCGGCAGGUCAUUGGGCCCUUCCUGCGAUUCAACUGUGUCAUCGGCCCCAAUGGCUCAGGUAAAUCCAAUCUAAUGGACGCCUUCAGCUUCGUAAUGGGAGAAAAGCCCGCUAACCUGCGAGUGAGAAACAUCCGGCAGCUUAUUCACGGGGCCAACGUUGGCAAGCCCAUGUCCACGACGGCAAGGGUAGUCUUGGUGUACAGUGAGGAAAAUGGAGAGGAGAGGCAGUUUUCUAGGAUUAUCGUAGGCGACUCUUCAGAGUAUCGGAUUGAUGGCAAGCCAGUAGGGCGUUCCACGUAUGUAAUGGAGUUGGAGAGAAUUGGCAUCAUUGUUAAAGCCAGGAACUGCCUAGUAUUUCAGGGAGAAGUGGAAUCUCUUGCUAUGAAGAAACCCAGAGAGAGGACUCAUCUGUUUGAACAAAUAAGCAACUCCUGGGAGCUAGCAGAUGAAUAUGAGAAAAAGAAGAAGCUGAUGCUGCAGGCAGAAGAGGAUGCACAGUUUUGCUAUAAUAAAAAGAAAAAUGCAGCCGUUCAGCGGAAGCAUGCCACGUUAGAGAAGGCUGAGGCUGAUCGCUACAAAGCACUGCAACAGAAUCUGAAAGAAACCAAGGUCGAGCUACAACUAUAUCAGCUUUUCCACAACGAGAGGAAACUGGAGUCGGUAGUGAGGAGUUUAGAAGAGAAACAAUCGGAUGCCAACAGGCAGAAAGAGCAGCUUGUCCGUGCCGAAUCGGCUCUCAAGUCUGAAAAAGCAGAGCUCGGUCGAUGUACGAGAGAUCUGCAGCAAAUUGAAAAAGAGAUUAAAGUUCAAGAAGUGUCUCUAAGUCAUUUACGACCCCAGUUUAUCAAAGCCAAAGAAAACACCGCUCAUCAUUUAAAGAAAGUCGAAACGGCUAAAAAAAAUGUAGCAAACAAUGAGAAGCAGUGCCACAAAUUGGAACAAGACAAGAGUGAGCUGGAGACAGAGAUAGAGGAUAUCGAGACAGCCUGGAGACUGUUUGAGAGGAAAGUCGAAGAGGAUCGUCAGAGAAGACUAGGAGAUAUUGAGCUAGAAGAAAGUCAGCGGGAACAGUACAGGGAAUUAAAGGAAGAAGCCAAUAAAGAGAGUGCAGUGUUGAGGCAGCAGCUAGAUAGACUCCAGUGGGAGCAGAAAUCUGCCCAGGAGAAGCUGGAAUUUGUUCUGACGAGACAAAAAGAAGUGCAGGUAAACAAGAAACACGUGGAGGAACAGAUAGAAGAACACAACAAACGGAUAGAGAAACUAGAGGAAUACAUAAACACUUGCCUUAAAUCUAUUGAAGAGCAAAGACCUCAGGAGGAGCAACUGGCUGGGGAAAUUAAAGCUAGCAAGCAGCGAAUGGUAGAGAUCAACGAGCAGCUGAACAGUAUUGUUGGAGAGCUGCAAAAUGCCCGUAUUGAUUUCCACGAAGGAAGUAGGCAGAAGAGGAAAGCAGAGGUCCUGGAAAGCAUGAAACGAAUGUAUCCUGACGCUGUGUUUGGCAGAUUAUUUGAGCUCUGCCACCCAAUUCAUAAAAAGUACCAGCUGGCAGUUACCAAGGUGUUCGGCAAAUACAUGAACGCCAUCAUCGUAUCUACAGUGCAGGUUGCUAGAGACUGCGUCAAAUUUCUUAAAGAGGAAAGGGCGGAGCCCGAGACUUUCCUCGCCUUGGAUUAUUUGGAUAUAAAACAAAUCAAUGAAAAGCUGAGAGAAAUAAAAGGCGCCAAGAUGAUGGUUGAUGUCAUACAAACUGUAAGCGCCCCUCUGAAGAAAGUGAUCCAGUUUGUGUGCGGCAACGGACUGGUUUGUGAUACGGUGAAGGAAGCAAAACGGAUUGCGUUUGAUGGACCUGAACGAUUAAAGGCGGUCGCUCUAGACGGGACGCUUUUUUUGAAAUCUGGCGUCAUAUCCGGCGGAUCGAGUGAUCUGAGAUAUAAAGCUAAACGCUGGGAUGAGAAGGAGAUCAACGAACUGAAAGAGAAAAGGGAUGCGCUAAUGGCCGAAUUGAAAGAGCUGAUUAAGUUACAGAGAAGGGAGAGCGAUUUAAAGCAACUUCAAGCUCAGCUGCAAGGAACCCAGACGCGCAUGAAGUAUUCACAGAGCGAAGUGGAAGUCGUUAAAAAGAAACAUCUGGCUAAUUGCUCUAUGGAAAAAUCCCGGCUAGACAGCGAGUUGGCGAACUUUGCUUCUCAGCUCACGAUGCUCAGAGAGGAACUCGAUGUCCAUGGAACGAAGAUCGGAGACAUUCAGGAGCAAAUGAAUCAGGUAGAGGACCGAGUGUUUAAAGAUUUCUGCGAGGCAAUCGGGGUGCCGAAUAUUCGCGCGUACGAGGAAGAAUAUGUCCAACAGCAGCAGGAAAUGGACAAGAAAAGACUGGAAUUUGACAACCAGAAGACAAGAUUAGGGAUCCAGCUGGAAUACAUUCGGGGGCAGCUGGAAAAGGGGAGGAGCAACAUAGACAAGUCAAAGCAAACCUUGCAGAAGGAAGAAGGUGAUAAAGUCAGGCUGAAAAAGGAAGAAGAGCAGUGUAUGAAAGCAGUGGACAAGGCUAUGGCGCAGCAACAACAGUUCAAAAACAACUUCACCUUUAAGAAAUCCGAAGUUGCCGAUGCCCAGAAAAAAGUCGAAGAAGCGAGAAAGGCCCUAUUGAAUGUGAAUAGAGAGAUGAGCAAAAAGCAAAAAGAAGCAGCGGUGAUCGAGAACUCGGUAGAACAAAAAAAGAUAGAAAGACACAACUUACUCCUGGAUUGCAAAGUCCAAGAUAUCCAGAUAAUUCUCCUGACAGGAUCCUUGGACGAUAUCACUGAAAUAGAGCUAGACACAGAGACAGAGAGCACACAAGCCACCGCCGACAUUUACGAGAGAGAGGGGAACAUUCAGAUAGACUAUAGAGGCCUCCGGAAGGAUCUGAAGAGUCUCGUUACAGACAAGGAGAUAUCGGCUGAGCUUAUGACGCUGCGCCAGGAAACCAUCACUCUGGAAAACACUUUACUGAAAACAGCCCCAAACUUAAAGGCCCUGGAAAAGCUACACAGCGUCAGAGAUAAGUUCCAGGAAGCGGCAGACGCAUUCGAAGCCAGCAGGAAGAAGGCCAAGCUGUGCAGAAACGAGUUUGAGCAGGUGAAGAAAAGGAGAUACGAGCUCUUCAGCCGCUGCUUUGAACACGUCUGCGUAGCCAUCGAUCAGAUCUACAAGAAGCUGUGCCGGAAUCCCAGUGCCCAGGCAUUUCUUAGUCCUGAAAAUCCAGAAGAACCUUACCUCGAGGGAAUCGCCUAUAACUGUUCAGCACCUGGAAAACGCUUUAUGUCUAUGGACAAUCUAUCAGGGGGAGAGAAGGCAGUGGCGGCUUUGGCUCUGGUAUUCGCCAUACACAGCUUUCGACCAGCACCUUUCUUUAUUUUAGAUGAAGUAGAUGCAGCUUUGGACAACUCGAAUAUUGGAAAGGUGACGAGCUACAUCAGAGAGGAAUCAAGGGAGCAGUUUCAGGUGGUGGUAAUCUCUCUGAAGGAAGAGUUUUACUCCAGAGCCGAUGCAUUGAUCGGGGUCUGUGCAGAGCAAGAAGAAGCCAUCUCUAGUAAAGUCCUGACCCGCCCAGGUCCUGUGGGUCUCAUCACUAGCGGGUACCCACAAUGCCCCUGUACACCCUCAGUUCUCCCCUAUAAAUCACAUACCCCACAGUAACCUGUUUCUGUUACUCUCCCCCAGCAAGAAGAAUCCAUCUCUAGUAAAGUCCUGACCCGCCCAGGUCCUGUGGGUCUCAUCACUAGCGGGUACCCACAAUGCCCCUGUACACCCUCAGUUCUCCCCUAUAAAUCACAUACCCCACAGUAACCUGUUUCUGUUACUCUCCCCCAGCAAGAAGAAGCCAUCUCUAGUAAAGUCCUGACCCGCCCAGGUCCCGUGGGUCUCAUCACUAGCGGGUACCCACAAUGCCCCUGU